AUGUUUUCUAUCUCACUUGCGCUGGUUAUUCGUUUUCUGACGAUUGUCGCGAUUGUUUCUACUACAACCGCUCAUUCUCAUGUUAAUGUUAAUGCAUGGAAUGAUCGUUUGGCACUUGCUGAUGAUCAAGUGAUUGAUUUCGAGGUGAUUGGAGGCAUUGCUGAAAACAAUUCCUUAUCUGCUUGUUGGGCAAAUACGUUUCUCCUCAAUCAUACUCUUGGAUCUCUGAGAAGUGGCAACAUUCUACUCAUACCAGUAAAUCGAACGUUUUGGCUGAUGGGUGGUCUCUAUGCUCGUGGUCUCUCCUAUGUAACCAUUCAGAUUGAUGGUAUUCUUAAAUUUUCUGACAAUAUAUUCGAAUGGCCACGGGAUCCUCACACAAAUCAAGUUCUUAACUGUUUCUAUUUUGAACAAUUGGAUCAUGUAACGUUCACCAGUUCGCAAUCUUCACCUAACAAAGGAAUCAUUGAUGGUUCGGGUCAUUUGUGGUGGGGUGUGGUUCAGUAUGUGAUCAUUCGUGGAAAUCGUCCGCAAUUAUUAUGGAUCUAUAACUCCACUAAUCUUUUGAUCGAAAAUAUACUAUUAAAAAAUCCUCCCAAAUGGACAUUUUAUGGUCAGGAUGUUGCCAACGUAGAAAUUCGCUAUACUGAUAUAGAUACGCACCGGCAUCCAGAUAUUCACUGGCACGAUCUCUACGAAUUAACUGCUUUUAAUACAGAUGGAUUUGAUGUUUCUGGUAAGAACAUCUGGAUUCAUGAUUGCAAUAUUUGGAAUGAUGAUGAUUGUAUUGCGGUGAAACAACAAGACUCAAGUAGUAUUCAUUCCUCUUGUAGUGAAAACAUGCUAUUUGAACGUAUAAACGCCUCAGGUGUGGGUUUGACAAUCGGUUCUGUCGGUCCUUCUGGAGCCCAUUCGUGUGUUCGUAAUAUUACCUUUCGCAAUUGCACCAUGUAUAACACUUUUAAAGGAAUUUAUUUAAAAUCACGUCCAGGAAACGAAGGACAUACUGGUGAAAUAAGUGAUAUUCUAUAUGAAAAUAUCCAAAUUUAUAAUGCUUCUCAAUGGGCGAUUUGGAUUGGACCACAACAAGCUGCAUUCAAGGGAGCUUGUUCGCUUUUAUGGCCGUUUAUACCAGAAGCUUCCUGUCCUAUUCCAUCCGGUAUUACUUGGAAUAAUAUUAUUUUGCGAAAUAUCACUCUCAAUGAUCCUCAACUAAGCCCUGGUGUAAUAAUUGGUAAUUCAUCCAAUCCUAUGCUGAAUGUAUUGUUCGAUAAUGUGCUCGUUAAGAAUCCUGGCUCUUACCCAUGGGGCAACAAAUAUUAUGCAUGCUAUGGUGUACAGGGAACAGCCAAAGGCGACACACAACCACCACCUCCAUGCUUCAAACACGAACCAUUUCAGGAUAAAAUCGAUCUAGCAUCUUUUGCUGUCGAAAACGACACGAUAAAUCAAUGA
Molecule: messenger RNA, 1455 nt
Organism: Rotaria sp. Silwood1
Lineage: Eukaryota; Metazoa; Rotifera; Eurotatoria; Philodinida; Philodinidae
Source: the annotation of a GenBank genome assembly